AUGCACCUGCCCACCGCCUCCUUCCCCCGGUCCCGUGCCGACUGGAAGGCCGUCCUCAGCACCAGCGACGGCGAAGCAAAGUCCUCGCAAUGGAUCAACAAGGACUUGGCGCCAACACCGGCCGCCACCCGCACCUGGUCCUGGAUCUCCCUGACCAGCUACUGGUGGGGCAAUGCCUUCAACGCCAGCCAGUGGUCCAACGGCGCGUCCCUCGUCGCCGUCGGCCUCACCUGGUGGCAGGCCUUGAUUUCUUGCAUCCUGGCCAAUCUUGUAUCGUCGUCAGUCGCCCUCGCCUUGGGCCGGCCUGGUGCCCGCUACCACAUCGGUUACCCCGUCCUGGCCCGCAGCGUCUUUGGCAUGUACGGCCACCUGUUUUUUGUAUGGAUCCGCGCUGUCGUAGCCAUCAUCUGGUUUGGUGUCCAAAGCUACUUUGGGUCCCAGCUGCUGAGCGUCAUGCUGCGGUGCAUUUUUGGCGGCUCGUGGUGGGACCUGGCGAACCAUCUGCCAGAGAGUGCGGGCAUCACGUCCCGGGACAUCCUGGCGUUUUUCCUGUUCUGGAUGCUCGAGAUGCCCUUUCUCGCCGUUCACCCGUCCAAGAUUAAGUUUUUGUUUGCAGCCGAGUCUAUUCUGUGCCCCCUCGCCUGUAUCGGCGUCUUUGCCUGGUGUGUUCACUAUGGCGGUGGUCUCAAGAUUGAUAGCGUCUCUGCCGCCGUCCCCGUCACCGGCUCAGCACUCGGCUGGGCGAUGCUCAACGGCAUCAACAGCUGCCUCGGCGUCACCUCCGCCCUACUCGUCAACCAACCUGACCUUACUCGCUACACACGCCGCCCCAAGGACGCCGGGUGGCGUCAAGCGUUCUCCAUAUUUGCCAGCAAGACGCUCAUCUUUUUCUUUGGUAUCGGGGCCACUGCGGCCGUCCAGGGCCAGUUUGGCGAGGCGUACUGGAACCAGUGGGACCUGUUGAAUGCCAUUCUCGACCGCUUCUGGGGUCCCGCCGCGCGCGCGGGCUGCUUCUUUGCGUCGGCCGGUUUCACCCUGAGCGUGCUUGGCGUCAACAUUGGCUGCAAUGCCAUUCCAUUUGGUGCCGACGUCACCGGCUUGUUGCCACGCAUUUUUAAGAUUGUGCGCGGUCAGCUCUUCUGCGGCAUUAUCUCGCUCGCCAUUGUGCCGUGGAAACUACUCACCGACGGCGCCGGCUUCAUUACCUUUUUGGGCAGCUACAACAUUUUUAUUGCGCCCAUCUGCGGCAUCGUCAUUACGGACUACUACUUUGUCAAGCGCGGUAACAUUCACGUGCCCUCGCUCUUCCACCCGGCGUCAGGAUCGCUGUACUACUACACCAAGGGCUGGAAUCUGAAGGCAGUCAUCUGCUGGGUCUGUGCUGCCACGUUUGGUAUUCCCGGCCUCAUUGGAUCAUACCACCCGACGUGGGUUGGUGUGGCUGCCACCCACAUCUACGAGAUGGGCUGGAUCAUCACCUUCUUCUCGGCUGCCGCUUUCUAUUACGCUACAAAUGUAGCUCUUCCGGCUCAAGUGCAGCCCCGUGGCUACUCCGGGACCAUCAGCAGCAAGGAUUUUGAGUCGUACGCGGCGACAGACGGCUACUUGGACGGCGAUUCGCUAGUGGAGUUCCCUGUUGUUCUUGUUGGAUCUGGCGACAGUGCGGCGUCGCAAGACGUCGUAACGGAGAAAGUGUAG
This is a messenger RNA of Sporothrix schenckii 1099-18, 1698 nucleotides long. Its product is annotated as nucleobase:cation symporter-1, NCS1 family. Gene Ontology annotation, cellular component: plasma membrane. Gene Ontology annotation, biological process: transmembrane transport; nucleobase transport. The transcript is spliced from 2 exons. Lineage: Eukaryota; Fungi; Ascomycota; Sordariomycetes; Ophiostomatales; Ophiostomataceae. Gene Ontology annotation, molecular function: nucleobase transmembrane transporter activity. The coding region runs from base 1 to 1698 and encodes 565 amino acids. The record is from RefSeq and is a predicted model, not a curated record.